AUGACCGCUCCUUCUACGGGACAACACCAGGCGUUUGCUGUCCUGGCGGCUGUGCAAAGCGCGGUGGCCUGUGCGCUGCGGCGGGACGCGACCAGCAGCCUGUCGGAGCAGGACUUCUUCUUCUGCAAGUCCCUGGCGCUGCGCGAGAAGCGCGGCUGCGGAAACUCGUGGGGCAUGCGCAGCGGGAUCGAGGCGUUCAUGGCCAUGGUGGACGCGAAGAAGCUUCCCGUCACAGAAACGUGCCUGCCGUACGAUCCAGGCAACCCCAGCUGCAGCUACGAGUGUUCCAACGUCGAGCCAUCCCUGCAGCAGGGAGUCUUUGAGUUCCAGGCGCUAACCACCGACUGGGAGAUGCAGAAACACAUCAGGCUGUUUGGUAGCGUAGUUACACGGCUCAACAUCUUCGAUGAUUUCAAGAAGUUUUUUGAGAGCAACCCAAAUGGGGUCUACACCGGCCAUGGCCCCAAGGCUACUUACAAGGAAAGCCAUGCUGUCGUGCUCGUUGGCUAUGAUCUUGACAAGAAGUACUGGCUCGUCAAGAAUUCCUGGGGAGUCAACUUUGCCGCCAGCGGGUUCUGCAAGGUGGCAUUUGGCGUCGACGGCGUCGGCUACCCCGAGGACACGUUUGGCAUAUCCUUCAUGCCUGACAAGCCCCCUCCUAAGCCCCGCAACAGACUCUCUAACUCUAGUCGCCCGGGCUGCUACAAAUACCGCACACUGCCGAGCGACUAUGUGUCCAAGGUUGCCACCACCUGGGGUAUGCCCAUUCAGCAGCUGCUGCUGGACAACCUGGACAGCAUCCCCGAGACGGACAGAUUGCUGGGAGACAUGACGCUCACGCUCUGCGGCAUCACGCUGGACGACACGCCCGCGGCACCAGGCAGACACAAGUCUGGCUUUGGGGGCGGCGGCAGCAGCGGCAGCGACAAGUGUGACAAGUGCAAUGUGCCAGUUUCAGCGGGCGGCUGCAAAUGCGACAAGAACUGCGAUUGCCGCAGCGCUCCUGGUAGCGGUAGCAGCAACGAGUGUGACAAGUGCAACGUGCCAGUGUCGGCCGAUGGCUGCAAAUGCGACAGCAACUGCAAUUGCCGCAGCGCUCCAAGCAGCGGCGGCGGGAGCAGAAACGAGUGUGACAAGUGCAACGUGCCAGUGUCGGCCGGCGGCUGCAAAUGCGACAGCAAUUGUGACUGCUUGUGA
This is a messenger RNA of Monoraphidium neglectum, 1197 nucleotides long. RefSeq lists its product as hypothetical. Gene Ontology annotation, molecular function: cysteine-type endopeptidase activity. The record is from RefSeq and is a predicted model, not a curated record. Bases 1 to 1197 code for a protein of 398 amino acids. The transcript has 9 exons. Lineage: Eukaryota; Viridiplantae; Chlorophyta; Chlorophyceae; Sphaeropleales; Selenastraceae. Gene Ontology annotation, cellular component: lysosome.